Messenger RNA from Closterium sp. Naga37s-1, 1407 nucleotides. Lineage: Eukaryota; Viridiplantae; Streptophyta; Zygnematophyceae; Desmidiales; Closteriaceae. The record is from the annotation of a GenBank genome assembly.
AUGCCUGAAGACUCGGCAAUCCCAAGGACGUCUAUAGGCUCGGAAGUGAAAGAGGGGAUGAGGCGGCGGAUCCAGCUGGAUCACCCAUGCGGGGAAGCACCGGGGGAGGGCAGAGAUGGGGAAGGUAGAGCAGGGGAAGGCAGAGCGGGGGAAGGUAGAGCAGGGGAAGGCAGAGCGGGGGAAGGUAGAGCAGGGGAAGGCAGAGCGGGGGAAGGCUGUAGAGGCAGAAGCGGGACAGAUGCACAGCCCGGGAGACAAGGGGUGUGCGCAGGGCCUGGGGGGUUUGGUACGGCUGGGGUGGGCGACACAGUGCCAGCGCGGGAGGAUGCAGAAGUAAGGUGCGGCAGAGUGCAGGAAAUUCGUGGUGCACAGCGGUGUAGCGAGGCGCAGAUGGUGGGGUUCUGUUUGCGAGGGGAGGAUGCAAUGAGAGGUGGGGGAGUGGGAGGCCGGCCGUUGGUGGUUGCGACGAAGCUAGACCGCAGGUUGGUGGACACGGCUCUACGGUCUGGCGACCAUGCUUCUUAUGCUCACACAGAGCUGGACUGCAGGUUGGAGGCAGCCCUACGGUCCGGUGACCACACAGCAGCGCUGCGGGUGAACGAGGCGAUUAUGAGAAGGGAGAGCGCGCGCCGGCAGAGAGGCAGAAUGGCACAUGCAGCUUGCAGCGAGCUUGCAGGGUCUUUCCUCAAUAAACCUGCACCCUUUGCAUUGCCACAGGAGCAGGAAUCGGUGCGGCGCAAGAAACGGCAGCGGCUGAACUGGGGGAUGGAUGUGCUGCGCAAGUCAGAAGGGAAGGGCAACAUGUCCUCUGUUGCAGGAGCAGACAGGUCCACCGCCGUGACCGCCGCGACCGCCGCGACCGUGGUGGCGGCACGGGCGAGGUUCUUUGGGGAGCGCUUUCGAUCUCCUGGUAGCGCAUCGUCGGUGUGGCGGUCCGCCGCGCUGCGCGGGCAUACGACGCGGCGCGAACGAGGCGGUAGAGGGCCGCGCGGAGUUACAGUGACGGCCACGUGUAAGCCUCUCGAUGGGCGGGAAAGGGGAAACUUCCCGGGGGAGGACGACCGGCGACGGGGAGAAGUUUUGGGGAGGAAUCAUCGUCCGCGCCUUCACGGAGCUCGCACCCUCCAUCCAGUAUCCCGUCCCCAUCUCCCCACCUUCUCCCCUUUUCCCCCGCCUCUCCCGCCUCAACCCCAUUCCCCUUUCCUCCCCUUCCCCCACCUCUUCCCCCCCCCCCCCCCCCGCUCCCCGCGCUCCGCCUUCCCCCGACCUCCAGGGGACGUGGUGAGUCGCGGCGUGGACCGCGCGUUCACGGAGCUGGCGGAGUUGGACCAGUCGCCCGGGAGCGACGGGCGGCAGGUGAUCAACGUGCCCGAGCUCUACACGGGCAUCCUCAUUGUGUACGAGUGA